AUGGAAUCCAAGUCAAACAUAGACUAUACUUUAUAUCUAGUGACCGACUCCACACCGGCAAUUCUAGGAGACAAAGAUAUUGUACAGGUAGUGGAGCAGGCCAUUCAAGGUGGUGUGAGCAUAGUACAGUACCGAGAUAAACACUCCGACACGGGGACGUUGAUCUCGACAGCUACCAGAUUACACGCCAUCACCAAGAAGUAUAACGUCCCACUAUUGAUCAACGACCGCUUGGAUGUCUGCCAAGCCGUCGGGGUUGAGGGCGUCCAUAUCGGCCAGGAUGACAUCUCGUGCGUUGAAGCCAGGAAGAUUUUAGGAUCUAAGGCCAUCAUCGGAGUAACAGCCUCCUCCGUCGAAGAAGCCGCAAAGGCCAUCAAAGACGGCGCCGAUUAUCUAGGGAUAGGCACGACCUUCGCAACGCCGACCAAAACAGACACCAAAUCCAUCAUUGGCACCAAGGGACUGCAGGAAAUUCUGGGUACGACCGAGACCGGGACAGAGAAGUCUAUACCAUGUGUUGCUAUUGGUAGCAUCAAUGCCACCAAUGUCCAGCGCGUGCUACAUCAAUCAGCUCAUGGGACCAAUCGUCUCAAUGGUGUUGCCAUUGUGAGUGCCAUCAUGGCGUCUGUGGACCCUCAAGCCUCGGCCAAAGAACUUCUCGCACUCAUCAGAGCCACUCCCGAAAAAUUCUACGCUGCAGUACCACCAGGGGUCACUGCAAACGAUGGCCUUUCCGAGCUUCUGUCACGAAUUCCCGACAUCCUCAAAACACAUGUGACAUCCUCACCCUUGAGCCAUAACAUGACCAACACCGUGGUUCAGAAUUUCGCAGCCAAUGUAAGCAUUGCAACAGGAGGCUCUCCCAUCAUGUCAGAGAACGGGCCCGAGGCAGCUGAUCUGGCACGACUUGGGGGUGGACUAGUCAUCAAUAUGGGCACCGCAACACCUGAAAAGAUAACAACGUUCAUUGCGGGCCUCAGGGCGUACAAUGCUGUCGGCUCACCCGUCCUGCUUGACCCUGUGGGUGGAGGCGCGACUGCUGUACGCCGGGAGGCCAUCAAGACUUUGUUGGCCGCUGGCUUUUUCUCCAUCAUCAAAGGCAAUGAAGGCGAGAUCAAUGCCGUCGUAACUGCCGGAGCGACAGCGAGACAAGCAUCAUCGCAACGACAACAACAGCAGCAACGAGGUGUUGACUCCGGCCCAUCGACGCUGAGUGAGGGGGAAAAGAUCAAGAUGGUAAAGGAAUUGGCACAGCGCGAACAUUGCGUGGUCCUGAUGACCGGCAGAGUUGACUAUCUCUCCGACGGCGUACGAACGGCAACCGUCGCAAACGGAUCACAUUGGCUGGGCAAGAUAACAGGAGCAGGUUGUGCCUUGGGUUCUGUCAUUGCAAGCUAUGUUGCGGUGUACCCUCAGGAUAAGUUCCUUGCCACCCUGGCCGCCUUGCUGCAUUAUGAGAUUGCAGCUGAACAUGCCGAGAGAAGGGACUCGGUGAGAGGGCCAGGAAGCUUCAUUCCGGCCUUUCUGGAUGAAUUAUAUCUCCUGGGCGAACAGGUCAAGGAAGGCAAAGGAUUGGCAGCCGAAGAUGGGGAUGAUUUCAAGAAGCUAAAGGUAGAGCUUGUUUGA
Molecule: messenger RNA, 1626 nt
Organism: Exophiala bonariae
Lineage: Eukaryota; Fungi; Ascomycota; Eurotiomycetes; Chaetothyriales; Herpotrichiellaceae
Exons: 1
Coding region: 1-1626 (541 amino acids)
Biological process (GO): thiamine biosynthetic process
Cellular component (GO): cytoplasm
Molecular function (GO): thiamine-phosphate diphosphorylase activity; hydroxyethylthiazole kinase activity; magnesium ion binding
Source: RefSeq, a predicted model, not a curated record